CGGGGCGGGGCGGCGGCGGCUUCCGGCAAUAAUCCCCGCGGGGUGUCAGGUGCGACCCGGCGCUGCAGGUGCGGACGGCGGCGUCCGUGCCAGGUGAACAAUGCCAUUUUUGGGCCAGGACUGGAGAUCUCCUGGGUGGAGCUGGAUUAAAACAGAAGAUGGCUGGAAGCGGUGUGAGUCCUGGGACCGGGGACUUGGGAGUGAGAACAGCCAGCGCGGCAUCAGCCACAGCAUUAUCUUCAACAGUGAAGAUGAAGAAAUAGUCAAUAAUGAAGACCAUGAGUACACAUCCAAAAAGAGAAAGAAGGAUCAUUUUAGAAAUGAAACAAAUACUCAAUGUUUUUAUCGUGAAAAAUGGAUCUAUGUUCAUAAAGAAAGCACGAGAGAAAGACACGGCUACUGCACGUUGGGAGAAGCCUUUAAUCGCCUAGACUUCUCAAGCGCAAUUCAGGACAUCCGAAGGUUCAAUUACGUGGUCAAAUUGUUGCAGCUAAUCGCAAAAUCCCAGUUGACUUCACUGAGUGGUGUGGCUCAAAAGAAUUACUUCAACAUUUUGGAUAAAAUCGUCCAGAAGGUUCUAGAUGACCACCAAAACCCUCGCCUUAUCAAAGACCUUCUCCAAGACUUGAGCUCCACCCUGUGCAUCCUUAUUCGAGGGGUGGGCAAGUCUGUGCUGGUGGGAAACAUCAAUAUUUGGAUUUGCCGGCUGGAAACGAUCCUCACCUGGCAGCAGCAGCUACAGAACCUCCAGAUGACCAAGCAGGUGAACACUGGCCUGACCCUCAGUGACCUGCCCCUGCAUACGCUCAACAACAUCCUGUACCGGUUCUCCGACGGAUGGGACAUCGUCACCUUGGGCCAGGUGACACCCACACUGUCGGUGCUCAGCGAGGACCGGCAGCUGUGGAAGCAGCUGUGUCAGUACCACUUCGCGGAGAAGCAGUUUUGCAGACACCUGAUUCUUUCAGAAACAGGUCACGUGGAGUGGAAACUCAUGUACUUUGCACUUCAGAAGUGCUACCCGACCCGGGAGCAGUAUGGAGACACCCUGCACUUCUGCAGGCACUGCAGCAUUCUCUUCUGGAAGGACUGCCGCCUUGCUUUGUUGUUGAAGGACUCGGGGCACCCCUGCACAGCUGCGGACCCUGACAGCUGCUUCACGCCCGUGUCUCCUCAGCACUUCAUCGACCUCUUCAAAUUCUGAGGCUCCUCCCUGACUUUCGGAGCAGCGGCUGGUGAUCGAUGGGUAUGGGGCCCAGGUCUCCUGCGAAGAACCAGCUCCUCUGCGCACGGGUGGGGAGGCGGCUCUGUUCUCAUCCCAGAGGGCUGGACCCAAGCAACACGCCUUCCACUUCCUGCCUCGGAGCCCAGCACAGGCAGCCUCACGGCCCCGGGCUCUGUGCACGACAGAAGGUGCAGGAGCUGCCUCACCCAUGCCCAGUGGGGUUGUGUUUUGUUUUGUUUCGAAUUCUGCACUCAUGGGGGGUGGAGGACAAAUGACUGGUCCCUGUAAGCAUAUUGUGAAGACUAUUUUUCUCGAGAUGUAUUUUAGCAGCACUACCUGUGUCGUCUAGAUGAACGGUCCUGAGGCUAGAGGGGCAGGGAGGUACGUGCAUGUCUCUGCUGGUAUCUUGUGUCUGGGCUGUGAGGACAGCAACCUCGGAUGGACAGUGGGGCAGUGCCAGCAUCCAAGCUCACAGGGGAAAGGAGCCCUGCACUGUGGCCAGUCUGGGUGUCCACAGUCCAGUAGUGGACCUGGGACCAAACCCUCAAGUAAGUCGGGAUGCCCACUGGAGUCUGAACUUCGUUGCUGUAUUGAAGCUCCUUUUAUAGACCAAGUAAUAAAAAUGUUUGUCUACUGA
Molecule: messenger RNA, 1862 nt
Organism: Sorex araneus (European shrew)
Lineage: Eukaryota; Metazoa; Chordata; Mammalia; Eulipotyphla; Soricidae
Gene: FBXO25
Product: F-box protein 25
Exons: 11
Coding region: 101-1204 (367 amino acids)
Biological process (GO): protein ubiquitination
Cellular component (GO): cytoplasm; nucleus; SCF ubiquitin ligase complex
Molecular function (GO): protein binding
Source: RefSeq, a predicted model, not a curated record